Messenger RNA from Pleurotus ostreatus (oyster mushroom), 3174 nucleotides. RefSeq lists its product as uncharacterized. Bases 1 to 3174 code for a protein of 1057 amino acids. The transcript has 9 exons. Lineage: Eukaryota; Fungi; Basidiomycota; Agaricomycetes; Agaricales; Pleurotaceae. The record is from RefSeq and is a predicted model, not a curated record.
AUGGAAUCUGCGCGUUCCCCGAUCCCUUCUUAUCUAUGGGUAGCUCCGUACAUACUUUCCUUCUCUGGGCUCCUCAUGACCUCCCAACCUCUGCGCGCCGCGAUGUUCGUCCCAAUUGCCGGCAUCCUCCUCCACAUCACCACCCUCAGGACCGCGCCCUCCGAACACGCCAUGGCGUGUGCGCUCACACAACUAACUUUACAGAUGCUCGAUUUCCUCGUCCUGACUGACUCACAUUCGGAGCUGCGUUUGGCCGAUCAAGUUACAGAUACAGACCAACUUCCCCUUUACGAACGCGUCAAAUGGGUGCUGCGGCUGAUGACGAGCCCGCGCCUCGUUGGUUGGGUGAAUGAACCGAAGAAUGGCAUUCCUCCACGCCCCACUGAUACGUCGAGGCUGCGUUUUGCCCUGAAACAGCUUGCGUACCUUGGCCUCAACCUCCUCGUCCUCAACAUCGUGGACGUUACUGUGACUCUAUGCUCUCAGUGGCAAUCCGCCCAUGAACUUGGGGUAGCAGGCACGUGGGCUUUGCGGUCUGUCUAUGCCCUUCAGCAAGGUCUGUUGACGUGGAUGGGGAUCAAGCUCUCGCAUCAUAUCUGGAUAAUGUUGGUGCUGGCUACUGGGAGGUGGAUGCCCAAUGACCUUCCACCACUGUUCUCGAACCCAGGAAACGCGAUUACUUUGCGCAAGUUUUGGGGACGAACAUGGCACCAGAUGCUUCGAAGGGUCAUAACAUCACCCAGCGCCUUCGUCGCCAACACCCUCCUUAACCUCCCGCGACACGGCAAACUCUCCAGAUACACGCAGCUCUACCUCGCGUUCUUCUUUUCCGGACUCAUCCACGCCUGGCCCGAAUACAUGCAGUUCGGGCAUUUCGCCGGGAGCAUGCGCUUCUUUCUCCUACAGGCGCUGGCGAUACAUUGCGAGGAUACGUUGAUUUCUCUCGCCGGCGGGAUGGGCGUGAAGCAGUCGAAGACGUGGGAGAUUGCUGAGUACAUUUGGGUGUGGCAGUGGUUUACUUGGUGCAUUCCCGCGUGGGUAGGCCCUCUGCUCGAGAGUGGGGUCCCAGGCGCGAAGGUGGAGAUCAUACAAGGAUUGUAUAUGGAAUUCAACGUUGUCAGUAACCACCAUGGCAAGUAUCAGUCUCAAAACUAUCGAAGCCUGCGACGAGAGGCGCAUGCGCCACACACCAUUAAGCACCAAUUCCAAUGCAUAUUCGACGUACACGAGCACGAAGGAUCUCCUCCAGAGAAUCAAGCAACGAGGCAACGAAAACAAGAUGAACUUAAGGGGAUCAUCUCGCACGAGUUACGAGAUGCAACUUUCGAGGGCAACUGGGUACGAGAGGCGUUCUUCCCAGCAUCAGGUGGUAUUGAUAAGGUGGUAUUCGAUGGGUUGCGAGGAAAGGAGUGGACGACGAACAUCGGCGCCGAUGAAUUUGGGCUCCUAAAUUGGCCAGAAGCCGGAAAAGGACACGAGCGAUUAUUCUACGAACCACUGGUGAAGUUGUUCAAUACGAUUAUCGAUAAAUUCAAGGCCCUGCGCCCCAGCCAAUACCAGAAAUCCUAUUUCAGAGAUGUUCGUUUUGCCAUCUACGACCGAGUUUUGCGAGGCUCUAUCGACAGCGAAGCUCCUUUGAAACCGGAUUUCGUAGCACUCGAUGGCAUCCUUGGCACUGAUGUUCGCCUAUAUUGGUACCAGACGCUGAUUGUUGGUGAUGUCGAAGGCCAUUGGGGCGACCUCGUUGCUCAAGCCGGAACUUAUGCUCGAUGCCUUUUCGCGGCGACGGAACAUCGCAUUUUCAUCCCGAUGUUCCUCUUUUGCCAGGACAAUCUUUCGUUUCGAGUAUGCCUGUAUCACCGCGGUGGAUUAUUAGCAACCACCCCCAUGGCUCUCGCCACCAAGGCCGGCUUUCGCGAAGUUGUUGCCACUAUCGUUGGUAUAUGGCAAUGGGAGACACUCUCUCAAGCCGGGUAUGACCCUUGCAUGACCCAUUCCCAUAUCUCACUCAAUCACGCCCAGUACCGUAUCACCCAGGUUCUUUGCCGUCGGCAGGCCAUCCGGGGUCGGGGCACGGGCGUUUUCGCAGUCAAGCUGGACAAGGAGCUUGGACGACCUUCGCGAUCCCGGCUCCGUCGUUUUCUCCCAGAAUUUACGAAGGAGCUACUGGAGAAAGUCAACCUCCGCGCAUGGUCGCGACUGAACCCUUAUGACGACUUGGAGGCGUGCAACCCCACUGCGACGAAGCCACUGAAUGUCAAGUUGCCCGAAUCUUUUAUCGUAAAAUGCUCCCAUCAACCCGCUGGCCGCGAUAAGGAAGAGGAUAUUUUCAGAUCUGUUCAAGGCUACAUUGGCAUCCCUGAUAUUUUGAUUGGGUAUGAAGCACAGCAAUUUCACACUUCGAAGAAUGUCCCUGAAUUCUGGCCUAUCAAAUUUCGCAAGAAUAAUGAAGACGCUAUGAACCCACCUGAUGAGGGGACGGCCACUCUUAUAUCUGACUCCACGGCUCAAGCCUUUGAGGUUCGAUGCCAUCGUCAUCUAGUUAUAGAAACAAUGGGACACCCGCUAGAUGAGACUUUGGGCCCUCAGAAACUUGCGCGGGCUCUCCAGCAUGCCGCGAUGGGUGAGCAUUGUGCCUUGUUCACCCAAGGUCGUUACCUCCAUCGUGAUGUCAGUAAUGGCAACAUCAUUGUUUUAGACGAACCCGUACCCCGACGAAUACCUGAUAUCCAGGACUGCGUCGCGUUCCUCAUCGAUGGUGAUGGGGCUCAAAGAUGGGGCAGUGCCGAGCAAUCUUCGCAUCGUUUCGGUACUUUACCCUUCCUCUCACUACGCAUUUUGACGGAAUGGGCCUCAGGCGGGCAAGCAUCUCAUACGCCCAUCGACGAUUUGGAGUCUUUUGCAUGGGUACUCCUUUACGAACUACUUCACUGGGCACCGAGCAGGACGCAGUCGGAAACAAGAUGGUGGAAGCUUCUCAACGCCGAUGGAGUCUCGCAUAUGCCCGUCUCGAAACGAUCCAUUCUUGUGCAAUCGUGGUCAAAGAAGUGCCAGAACCUCAUGGACACGAGGGUUGCCUUGGAUUCCGAAGAACUGAUGGGACUUUUUGGCGAGGCGUACAAAGAGUUCAUUGGGAUUGUCGAUACUCAGAUUCCUCUCAUGCGAAUUCCGUAA